Molecule: messenger RNA, 3180 nt
Organism: Salmo salar (Atlantic salmon)
Lineage: Eukaryota; Metazoa; Chordata; Actinopteri; Salmoniformes; Salmonidae
Source: RefSeq, a predicted model, not a curated record
GCAGUUGAACAGGUUCUUGUUCCAAGGAAUAGAAAGAAUAAGAAGGUAGUUUGAUCACAUCACAAUAGUUUGAUCACAGAACACUAGUACAUUUAUCAGACAAAGCUGCAGUGCCUCAAUAGCACUGAUUCAACCAGGAAUGAAGGUGACUCAACUAGACUGUCUGUGUGUGAUUCUUCUACAUCUCCUACACACAGCAGGCUCUGAGAGGUUUGAGGUUCUAGGUCCAACUGAUGUCAUUGCUGCUGUGGCUGGUGAUGACAUCAUUCUGCCCUGUUACCUCAAACCCAACAUCAGUGCUGAGGACAUAACAGUGGACUGGCUGAACCUUGACUUCUUAGACGGUCGUGUCUAUCGCUACCAAAACAGCGAAAUCAUACGAGAGGAUCAGAUUCUCUUCUAUAGAGGAAGAACGUCACUGUUUAAAGAGGAACUGUGGAGGGGAAACACCUCUUUAAAACUGACCAGGGUACAAGGCACUGAUGAGGGACGUUACAAAUGCUUUAUUAAGGCAAAGAGCUGGUAUGAUGAUUUCACUAUUGAAGUCCUCGUUAAAGCUGUAGGAUCCAAGCCAGUGGUGUCCAUUGAGGGACACAGAGAGGGAGGGAUGGGUCUGCUGUGUGAAACAGAAGGCUGGCACCCUGAGCCUGAGCUGCUGUGGCUGGAAAGUAAAGGAGACCGUCUCUCUGCUGGUCCUCCUGAGAUACAUAGAGACUUAAAAGGAUUCUACACAGUGAAACAACAUGUCAUUGUCCAGGAGACUGACACCAACCGCUUUACCUGCAGAGUCCAACAGAGCCGGAUCAAUGAGAAGAUGGAGACAGAGGUUCACCUCCCUAGUGAGUUAUUUGAUUACGCAACCCCAUUGAGAAUGGCCUUCAUUGUGUUAUGCUGUCUGGGAGCCAUCACUGUGAUUGGUUUAUCUCUGGCUAUGUACUGCAUAUGCAUUAAGAAAGGUGUGAUAAUAGAUCAACUCAAACUGCAGCGGGAUGACCAAUCAAAGCAGGGGGAGGUCCUCAGGAAGGAGAGAGAUGACCUCAAGAAGGAGAGAGUUGACCUCUGGGCACAGAAUAGUAAGUACUGUCUUCAGAUCAUCACUUUACUAACAUCACUAGAACGACAAAAGUACAAUUUUCUUUAAUUUAACACUGAUGGAUCACUGAUGGACCAGUCACAUUUAAUGACUGAAAUUAAGAAGUGGUGGUAGGGUAGAGUAUCUUUAUUGUAGAUGUUGUCUCACAGAGGUACGCUGGAUUUGUUUAGGUGCGUGGAACUCAAUUAGGAUUUGUGAUAUGAGACAAGGAGUCCCAGAUCAUCACUUUGAAAGAAUAAUGUGAACCAUUUUAUACAGGCAAUUCCUAAUCCAAUUCAAAACUUACCAUGAGGCCACAGGUUUGCGAUUCCGACGUCAGACACGCUUUCAAAGUAACCACAAAACAGGGAAUCCAAAGCUCCGAUCGUGUAACAACAAACAAAUGUUAUAACUUGGUGAAGGGCCUUCAACCUGUGGUGGUCUGAGUUCUCACCUGUACUUGCCUAACCAGCCCUCUGGAGUCUGGGUGGUUUGUGUGACUUGCCCCCAUAAGCCACAAGUUUAGUAUUUAGGCAACGGCUUCUCUUCCUGGGGUCCAAACAGUAAACAAAACAAUAAAAUAAAUACUAUAACACUACACAAUACAAUACAAAAUAUAUAAAAAAGUCUGUCUCUUCACAGUCCCCGUUGUGCCGUAAGGUUUUCUUUUAUUUGUUUUUAGUGCUUACUUGAGUUACCUGACGUGGCAGAGUUCCAUGUAGUCCAGUUCUGGACCUGGGGACUGUGAAGAGACCUCUUGCUGCAUGUCUUGUGUGGUAGCGAUGAGUGUCAUAACUGUGUGCCAACUGCUUGAACAGACAGUUUGGAACCUUUAACCCAUCAACACCUCGCACAAAGACCAGAGUCAUCCCCAGAGACAAAGUUUCUACUCUUUCUUGUCAAUGUUUGUCUCUUGCAACUCAGUAAGAUUAUCUUUGGUCCACUUCUUCCAGAUCAAGUCUGACAUAUGCUGAGGUUACAAAACAUUAGGAACACCUUCCUAAUAUUGAGUUGCAACCCUUUUUGCCCUUAGAACAACCUCAAUUUGUCAGGGCAUGGACUCUACAAGGUGUCAAAAGCGUUCCACAGGGAUGCUGGCCCAUGUUGACUCCAAUGCUUUCUACAGUUGUGUCAAGUGGGCUGGAUCUCCUUUGGGCGGUGGACCAUUCUUGAUACACACGGGAAACUUUUGAGAAAUCAACACAACUCAUCUGACGUCAAAAUCUAUAGACCUUUAUCCCUUUAUUUUCUUUCCAAAACAAUUGAGUGUGCCGACUCUGAACAACUUUCUCGUUAGCUCUCUCAGAACGACUUGACCUUAACCAGUCAGGCUUCAAGACUGGUGACUCAACUGAGACUGCUAUUCUCUGUGUCACGGAGGCUCUCCGCACUGCCAAAGUGGACAAUCUCUCCUCUGUUAUCAUCCUCCUAGAUCUAUCCACUGCCUUCGACACCGGGAACCAUCAGUAGAGAGCAUCUGGGUCUGCACCACGUUCUCUCACUAUUGGUGUCCCCCAGGGCUCUGUUCUAGUUCCUCUUCUCUCUAUACACCAUGUCACUUGGCUCCAUCAUACCCUCACUCCUCUCAUCACGGUUGACAACGUCAGUGUCGCCCUCCCAGAGUGCAAAGAACCUAAACGUGAUCCUGGACAACAGUCGUUCUCUGCAAACAUCAAAGCAGUGACUUGCUGCUGCAGGUUCAUGCUCUACAACAUCCGUACGACCCUACUUCACACAGGAAGCGCCACUGGUUCUAAUCUAGGCACUUGUCAUCUCCCUGGACUACUACAACUCACUGUUGGCUGGGCUCUCUGCUCUUGCCAUCAAACCCCUGUAACUAAACCAGAACGCUGCAGCCCACCUGGUUUACAACCUUCCCAAGUUCUCCCAUGUCACCCUGCUCAUCCGCACACUCCACUGGCUUCCAGUUGAAGCUCGCAUCCUCUAGAAGACCAGGGUGCUUACCUACAUAGCAGCAAGAGGAUUUGCCCUUCCCUACCUUCAGGGUAUUCUCAAAUGCUACACCCCAACCCAAGCACUCCGUUCUGCCACCUCUGGUCUCUUGGCCCUCCCACCCCAGUCCAAGUUCUUCUGUCCUGGCACCCCAA